CAGUUUUCUUCAGAUGUUUGUGAGGGUUAGAGGGGUUCAGUGGUCGCGGCAGCCACGGAGCGGCGCAGGAGUGUGUGUGCGUGUGUGUGUGCGUGCGCGGGGCGGCUCCAGUUUCAAACACAGCGCCCAUCUUUAACGCAACACAACACAACCGGACAGACUCCGUCCCGUAGCGAGAUACCGCCGUUCAUGCAUGACGUGAAACUCAGGUAAUGAGGAAAGACAACAGAGAGAGCAAGGACACAACAAGAUGAUCGAAACAAUGGAUACCCAGCGUUGUCUGCAAGCGGUGGAGAGAUUACAGUCUCGCUUGAAAGAAAAGGGAGCAGAUGUUCCUGCUGAGGAGAAGCUGAAUCUUCUGAAGGCGGUCCUGCAGAGUCCUCUGUUUCACCAGAUCCUCGCCCUGCAGAAAUCAGUGCAGCAUCUGAAGGAACAUACUCCAUAUAUUAACUCUGAUCUGAAGGGCAGCAGUGAAGGAUUUUCAGCUCAGCUCAAUGGACAACCUUCAGCUGAAGAGUACAAACACAUCAUCCGCUCCAUGGCUCAGGGUCGGUACGUGACUCAAAUCGACCUGCUGAAGCCGCUAUCGGGUGGUUUAGGCUUUAGUGUUGUUGGCUUGUGUAGUGAGAACCGCGGAGAACUUGGCAUCUUCAUUCAAGAGAUUCAGGCUGGAAGUGUGGCAUUCAGUGAUGGAAAACUAAAGGAGGGUGAUCAGAUAUUGGCAAUUAACGGUCAGCCGUUGGAUCAGAGCGUCAGUCACCAACAGGCCAUUACUCUCCUGCAGCGAGCGUCGGACCACGUGAGCCUCACUGUUGCCCGUGGGCCCGUCCCGCAGCUCUCCAGCCCCGUUGUGUCCAGGACUCCCAGCGCUGCGAGCACACUUUCAGCUCACUCCAGUGCGACCCACUGGACUCAUGUGGAGACGAUCGAGCUGGUGAAUGACGGAACCGGAUUGGGCUUUGGGAUUGUUGGUGGCAAAACCACUGGCGUUAUUGUCAAAACCAUCCUGCCUGGAGGCAUCGCCGACCAGGACGGUCGCUUGCGAAGUGGGGAUCACGUCCUGCGGAUCGGUGAUACGGAUCUGUUUGGUCUGAGCAGCGAGCAGGUUGCUCAAGUUUUGAAACAAUGCGGAAACAGAGUCCGACUCCUCAUCAGCCGCGGGACGGCGGACGAUGCUCCACCCGCUCCUGUCGUCCUGCCGACCGUCACUGAGCAACAGGGUUUUGAGGAAGAGGAACAGGGCGCUUUCGAUGUGAGCUUGACGAAGAACGCUCAGGGUUUAGGCAUCACCAUUGCGGGAUAUGUGGGGGACAAAACAUCAGAUCCCUCUGGGAUCUUCGUGAAGAGCAUUUCGAGGGACAGCGCCGUGGAGCAAGACGGCCGAAUUCAUGUUGGGGAUCAGAUCAUAGCUGUAGACGGUGUGAAUAUCCAGGGUUACACUAACCAGCAGGCUGUGGAAGUUCUGCGACACACGAGUCAAACUGUGAACCUGAAGCUCGUCCGACGCGGUUUCAAACCAGAGGAUGCAUGUCCGCCAAUCAUACCUGUCACCGUGGAGGCCACACCCACCCUCAGCGCAUCCCAAAACUCAACAAUAGAGCGAACAAACACCAAGCAUGAUGAGAGAGUGUUUCUCACUCCAGAGGAAAACGCCAAACCUCAGUCUGUCACCGUUUCGCCCAUCAGAGCUGCAGAAAGACGCGACGGUGCUGUGAAGCUGAGCUCUGAGGAGGAACACCAGCUAAUGCAGAAGUGGCAGAAUGAGCUCGGCGUCUGCAGUGAAGUCAUUGUGGCUCAAGUUGAGAAGUUCAGUGAGAACAGCGGUUUAGGGAUCAGUCUGGACGUGUGCGCUGGCAGUCACAUCCUCCGCUCAGUGCUUCCUGAGGGACCUGUUGGGCGAUCGGGAAAAAUCUGUAGUGGAGACGAACUGCUAGAGGUGAAUGGCAUUCCCCUCAGAGGAGAGACUCAUAAAGAGGUUGUUGACAUUCUGAAAGAACUUCCUGUUUCUGUGACCAUGGUCUGCUGUAGAUCCGCCCCUCUAAUGACUGACAGCCAGACUGACCAAUCACAGCUAGAGGAUGUGGCCGCCAAUUCCAAAGUUCAGGUGCCGGGUGAGUUUGAGGAUUUCCUGAUCUCUGGCGAAUCAGAGGACAUCUUGAAAGAUCAUGUGACUGAGGAGCCCACCGGAACGCCGUUAGCGAUGUGGGAAACAGAGAUUCAGGAUAUCGAACUAGAGAAAGGAGAGAGCGGACUGGGCUUUAGCAUUCUGGAUUAUCAGGACCCAAUGGACCCGCUUAAGACUGUGAUUGUGAUUAGGUCGUUAGUUCCCGGCGGCGUAGCAGAGCGAGACGGACGCUUGUUGCCAGGAGACCGUCUCAUGUAUGUCAACAACAUCAACCUGGAGAGCGCCAGUUUGGAGGAAGCUGUGCAGGCUCUGAAGGGAGCGAACAUGGGUGCCGUCCGCAUCGGGGUGGCCAAACCACUGCCCACUGAGGAUGAGGAUGGCUCUUCGUCCUUCAUCUUCUCGGCUCUGCUGCUGAUGGAGGGCUGUGAUGGUGAGGAUGAGGAGGAUCAAGUUGUGUUCCGCGCUGAGCCUGCAGUGAUCGACUCUAGUGAUUUAGACCUGUCUGACGAAAAGGCGUUUGAUCGUCAUUUUCUGGAGGAGGAAGAGGACGAGAUGCUGCAGUCGAUGAUCGCUGAACACGGCAGUAUCUGCAGUGCUGAUCUGACCUAUCAGAUGAACAGACCCGCCUCCACACCGAAGAGGGAUGCCUACGUUUACGUUACUAUACGUGACCCUGAAUCACAAAACCAGUCUGAAGUACCACAGGAGGAGGAUGUUCUUCCAGAUAAACCCGCAGAUGAGGCGCAGCAGCUGAAUGCCGCCGCGGGGAGCAGCUUCGAGAGGACCAUCACUGUGGUCAAGGGCAAUGCCAGUCUAGGUAUGACGGUGUGCGCGCUGAAGGACGGGCCCGGUAUGCUGAUCCGCAGCAUCAUUCACGGUGGCUCCAUCAGCCGGGACGGCCGGCUCGGGGUCGGGGACCUGAUUCUGGCCAUCAAUGGAGAACCAACAGGGAAUCUGACCAACGCUCAGGCGCGAGCCAUGCUGCGCAGACACUCUCUGAUCGGACCAGACUUAGGAUCCACAGGUGCCGCGGGGGAAGAGCUGAGCCCCGUCUCUGUAAUCACGUAUGUUCCUGCAGAAUAUUUAGAGGAAUACAGAGCAAGCCAGCAGCUCCAGAGUGAAGAUCUCUCUGAUGGCAAAAUCAGCACUCAACAUCAGACAGUCUCAGAUCUUCCAGAGAGAGAAGAUGGAGAGGGACAGGAGAGUGAACGACAGACAGCAGCUUCUAACAACUGGAAUCUGCCACGGAGAGUGGAGUUGCACAGGGAAGCUGGGAAAUCACUGGGCAUCAGCAUUGUUGGUGGGCGGGGCAUGGGCAGUCGCCUUAGCAACGGGGAAGUGAUGCGGGGCAUCUUUAUUAAACACAUCCUGGAGGACAGUCCAGCGGGACGCAACGGCACACUAAAGACAGGAGACAGGAUUUUAGAGGUGGGCGGAGUGGAUCUACGUGAUGCCAGUCAUGAGCAGGCUGUGGAGGCCAUCCGGAAUGCUGCAAACCCUGUGGUGUUCCUGGUGCAGAGCAUUGUUCACAAAGACAGAAAACCUCCCAUAGCCCUGCUACAGCUGAAGCGCUCAGAGCAACCCCUCCAUCCCUACCCCGAAUCCUGCUUUACAUACAAACCGCUACAGACAUCUGCUCUGGAUGCAGUGGAAGACGUUUCAGCCUUCAAUCUGAAGAGCAGCAGCGAGAAGGCUGUUGACACUCACAGUAGACCUUUCCUCCGUCUGUGUCCGACUAAUCCUUUCACUCCUACACCGUUUAAGCUGAAUCGGGAGGAGGGAAAAAGCUUCCUGUCACUGCCCGUCGUUCCACAUGUCGGGGAAACAGAUUCAGAUACGCUGACUGAGAUCCCCGACAGACUCGUUCUGCAUAACGACGGCCCUGAUGAGGAAGAGGAGGAUGAGUACGGAUACAGCUGGAAGAAGGUAACGGAGCGGUACGGUCGUUUACCGGGUGAGCUGCACAUGAUCGAGUUGGAGAAGGGUCGCACGGGUUUGGGUUUGAGUCUGGCAGGGAACCGCGAUCGUUCACGCAUGAGUGUGUUUGUGGUGGGCAUCGAUCCCAACGGCGCCACUGGCCAAGACGGACACAUCGUGGUGGGAGAUGAACUGCUGGAGAUCAACGGUCAGGUUCUGUACGGCCGCAGUCAUCAGAACGCCUCUGCCAUCAUUAAAAGCGCACCUUCAAAGGUCAAGAUCAUCUUCAUCCGAAACAGAGAUGCUUUGAGUCAGAUGGCUGUCGGGCCGAUGAAGGAGACGGACUCACCGGAUGCACACACAGAGACAGAGACGCCCAGUUCAACACUAGACGUGAUUCAGCAUAUUACUCUUCCUGUGGAGGAUGGAGGGCUGGGUUUGCUCUUGAAGGAGGAUGACAGCAGGAGCGGAUGCAUCAUUCAGAGUGUGGAUGAGAACGGAGCAGCUGGAAGGGACGGGAGGAUGGCAGCGGGACACCGGCUGCUCGCAGUAGAUGAUGAGAUGGUGCUGGGACUCUCUGUGGAACAGGUGAUGUCAUUACUGCAGAAAGCCCAACAAUCAGUGAAACUCACUAUCUGUGCUGACUCCACCUCCCAACCCUCCUUUUCCAAUCAGAUUUGCUCAGGAUCAGACACUGGAAGCAGCCUGCCGCCAGUUUCUCUGACAUCAUCAGAGACAGAGCCAAUCAGGAAUUCGAGCAGAUGUUCCACACCGGCGACUUUAGCGUCUGAUCCGGCGACGUGUCCCAUCAUCCCCGGCUGUGAGACCACUAUAGAGAUCUGCAAAGGCAGAACAGGAUUGGGGCUGAGCAUCGUGGGCGGCUGUGACACGUUACUGGGCACUAUAAUAAUUCAUGAGGUGUAUGAGGAGGGAGCUGCGUCUAAAGACGGCCGACUGUGGGCAGGAGAUCAGAUUCUGGAGGUGAACGGUAUAGACCUGCGCGUGGCGACGCACGACGAGGCCAUCAAUGUUUUGCGGCAGACUCCGCAGCGCGUCCGACUGUCGGUCUUCAGAGACGAGGGUCAGUAUAAGGAGGAGGAGCUGUGGGACUCGCUGAGCGUCGAGCUUCAGAAGAAACCCGGCCGCGGCCUCGGACUCAGCAUCAUCGGGAGAAGGAACGACACAGGAGUGUUCGUGUCGGACAUUGUGAAGGGUGGAGUGGUGGAGACUGACGGACGGCUGAUGCAGGGAGAUCAGAUCCUCUCAGUUAACGGCGAGGACGUUCGUUCAGCCACACAGGAGUACGUGGCCGCGCUGCUCAAGAGUUGUGCCGGACCAAUCAGAUUGGAGCUGGGUCGUUUUAAGGCGGGGCCGUUCCACUCCGAGCGCCGUCUGUCUCAGAGCAGUCAGAUAAGUGAGACGGGCAGCGGUAAAAUCACUCCUCACUCCAGCUCUGCAGUUUUACUGGGAGACGCAGAGAAAACACACGAAUUGCUGGAUAAAGACGUCAGGACGGUUGAAUUCACAAAGGGCCCAUCAGACUCUCUGGGCAUCAGUAUAGCAGGAGGGGUGGGCAGUCCUCUGGGUGACGUGCCCAUAUUCAUCGCCAUGAUGAACCCCAGCGGCCUGGCAGCACAGACACAGAAACUCUGGAUUGGAGACAGGAUUGUGUCUAUCUGUGGGAACUCGACUGAAGGAAUGACUCAUAAUAAAGCCGUUUCACUGCUGAAGAACACGAUAGGCAUCAUACAACUACAGGUUGUUGCUGGCGAUACAACAGUAACUGGACCGUCAGCGGAGCAGACAGCAGGACUCACAGCCAGCAGCAUUUUCCACGAUGACCUGGGUCCUCCGCAGUGUAAGAGCAUUAGUUUGGAGAGAGGGCCUGACGGACUCGGCUUCAGUAUCGUGGGUGGAUUCGGCAGUCCUCACGGUGACCUUCCCAUCUACGUUAAAACCGUCUUCAGCAAGGGCGCCGCGGCAGAGGACGGCCGUCUGAAGCGUGGGGAUCAAAUCAUCGCCGUCAACGGCCAGAGUUUGGAGGGAGUCACUCAUGAGGAGGCCGUCUGUAUUCUGAAGAAAACCAAAGGAACCGUCACACUCACUGUGUUGUCAUGAACACACACAGCUCCUGUAGUUGUUUAAACACUGGAUUACACACUAUGAAUGAUACAGCUGUUUACUGCUAGUUUGUGGAGAAACCAGCAGACUACUACAAUCUGCCAUACUACGCUGGGAGUGUAAAAACUCAGCGCUGCUGCAAUCCACGCAUGCAUAUGUGCUUUAAAAUGAAAAAAGUGCACAUAGCUGCAUGACAUCUCUGGUUACAACAUACUUUUCCGUCAUUUGAUAAUUAGAAAGUGCUCAAAAAGCUCUUUUCUGUUGCAAAUUGACCCUCUUUGGUUUCCAUGCAUUUUGCUAAAAAUGUGUAAAACACUAAAAAUUUAUGUAAAAACCCUAGUAAAAAAGUAAUAGAUUUAAAAUACAUUUAUUUUAUACUAAGUAUAGUUCAAAUCUAUUUACAUGAUUACUAACACAUCGCUCGAGACUUACAGAUAUAAAUAUUGUAAUUAAACUUCUAUCUGGAAAACUACUUGUGCACAAUGUAGUCUAAAAUGUUUUAAUGCCACUAUUGAUGAGGAUUGUAUGAUCUUUAAAUAUUAUUGGUCUUUAAAUCUUUAAAAAGUGUACCUAAAGUAUACUUGCAAUAGCUCCACUUUAGCACAGUCAAAUAUACUUAAGUAUAUCUUUAGUUGGACUUCAGCACUACUUCCGUACAAUUAAAGUGCAUUAAGUACAAAAUAGUUGUUUACAUUUAGCAGACUUUAAAUAUACCAGUUUUUGUAUAUUAAAAGUACAACUGGAGGGUGUUUUUAAGUACAUAAUAUGUACAGUACAUGUAUUUGUAGUAUACUUAGCAUGAAAUAAAUGCAUUUCAAAUACAUUUCAGUAUAUUGACUAAAAUGUAUUUGAAAGUAAAUAAACGUAAUAAUUCCCAUCUGUUUCUGUUGUGUUAGAGGUCAAUAUGACAUAUUUUUAUGUUCAAAAUGAGCUGAGUUAUAUAUGUAUGUAUAUGUGUGCGUGUAACAUGACUACUUGUAGUGAAUAUUUGCACACACAGGUGCAAGUAAUUAAAAGUAUAAAUAGUAUCUAACAGUAUUUGUAUCUAGUGUACUAAUUAUUGCUGAUUGUACGCCUUCUGCAUUGUUUUUGUAAUUUGAAAGUAAAUUGUGCAUUUAGAAGACAUCUUCAAUUUUGACUAAACUCAAAAAGUCGUAAAUUUCUUUUUUGCAUCGAUUUUUGACAAACUGCAUGGAAACCAGUGAGGUUCAUAUUGACCCCAAUGCAUUUGCACAGCCUUUACAAAACACUUAUGUGCAUUGAAACUUUGCAUGCACAGUUAUAACCGUAAAUGAGAAAUAUUUACCAAAUUUAAAAAGAGAAAUAAAUAGCUUGACCAGUGUUUCAGAAAAUCAAAUUGACCCACAAUUCAACAGGAGGGUUCAAAACUCUAUUUGCUUCCAACAUUAGUCAUGUUGGGAAAAUGUCAGUGAAUUUUUGUGCAAUUAGUCUUGGGGAAAAAAAAAUUACUGAAUAGAAUAUUUUCUAUAGCAGUUGUGGUAUUAUUUGAAAAAGUUUUUUGAGCACGACUUUUUCAAAAAUGCAGAGCUUCUUACAAUUGAAGGAUCUCAGUAUGUUUGGUUUUAAAAAACCAAAUGUAAAAAUUCUAGAACAAAAUGUAAAAAAAAAAAAGUAAGCAAUACUCCUAGUUUUA
This is a messenger RNA of Labeo rohita (rohu), 7817 nucleotides long. Its product is annotated as multiple PDZ domain protein. The record is from RefSeq and is a predicted model, not a curated record. Bases 251 to 6160 code for a protein of 1969 amino acids. The transcript has 50 exons. Gene Ontology annotation, molecular function: protein binding. NCBI's taxonomy places the organism in Eukaryota, Metazoa, Chordata, Actinopteri, Cypriniformes, Cyprinidae.